Molecule: messenger RNA, 2104 nt
Organism: Daktulosphaira vitifoliae (grape phylloxera)
Lineage: Eukaryota; Metazoa; Arthropoda; Insecta; Hemiptera; Phylloxeridae
Product: glycosyltransferase 25 family member
Exons: 10
Coding region: 143-1900 (585 amino acids)
Molecular function (GO): procollagen galactosyltransferase activity
Source: RefSeq, a predicted model, not a curated record
UGCAGUUUAAGAUAACAAAUUUUUGAUAAACUAACAGCUGUUACUAAAUCGUGAACUCCACUUAUAAUAUCCGUUUUUUACUUAUCAGUGAGUUGCAAUCAUAAAACAGACCGUAUUACUAUCCAAAGUUUAAUUUACCGAAAUGGCGCCAUUUAAAAAUGGGCAAAAUCGUUGGAGAAAAUUUUUAAAGAUAAUUUUUUUGGUGUUACUAGUAUUUAAAUUUAUUGAUAUUAAAGCUAACAAUGAUGUUAGUGUCAAAAAAUUGCCAACUGUUUUUGUGGCUUUGCUCAUUAGAAAUAAAGCUCACACGUUACCUUAUUUUUUUAGUACUUUUGAAAUGUUAGAUUACCCUAAGGAUCGUAUUCAUUUAUGGUUAAGAAGUGAUCAUAAUAUUGAUAAUUCUUCUAAAAUUAUUAAUAAAUGGAUAACUACAUCUGGAACUGCAUAUCAUUCAAGUGAUGUUUUAAUAAAUGACGUGCCACUUGAAUAUAGUGAAGAAACUGGUCCUGGACAUUGGCCUGAUUCAAGGUUUCAACAUAUCAUUGAGCUAAAAGAAUCAGCACUAUUCUCAGCCAGAAAUAAAUGGGCCGAUUUUAUAUGGUUUUUGGAUUGUGAUGUUUUUUUAAUUAAUCCUUUAACAUUAAAAUAUUUAAUUAGUAAAAACUACCCAGUUGUUGCUCCUAUGCUUCAGUCAGAUGGUUUAUACUCCAACUUUUGGUGUGGUAUGACUAGUAACUAUUAUUAUAAAAGAACUCCUGAGUAUACACCAAUAGUUAAACGUAAGACACGAGGGUGUUUUCAAGUCCCUAUGGUUCACAGCUCAGUUUUGAUAGAUUUAAGAAUUCAGAUCAGUGAUAAUUUAUCAUUUGAUAAGAAUAAAUUAUUAAAUUAUAAAGGACCAUUAGAUGAUAUUAUCGUUUUUGCUGUAUCUGCAAACUUUUCUGGUAUAUCAUUUUAUGUUUGCAAUGAUCAAUUAUUUGGAUAUAUAACUAUACCACUUGAGAAAGAUAGUUCUUUAGAAAUUGAUAAAGUUCAAUUGACAAAUAUAAAAUUAGAAAUAACUGUUGAAAACAAUCCUUUAGAAGCAUCAAAUAAUUUAAACAAUCUUGGUUUAUUGACUACACCAGUUGAUAAUAUGGGUCUAGAUAAAAUUUAUAUUAUAAAUUUGGCUCGAAGAACAGAAAGAUAUAAACGUAUGUUAUACUGUAUGACCGAACUUGGAUUAAGUGCCACCUUCAUUGAAGCCACGGAUGGAAAAGCUAUAAAGGACAUAGAUUUAGACUUAAUGGGUGUGAAACUUUUACCGGGAUAUAAAGAUCCAUAUUAUAAACGACCAAUCACUAAAGGAGAAAUAGGAUGUUUCAUGAGUCAUUACAGAUUGUGGGCUAUGAUAACUGCCGAGGGCUUAGACGAAGUGUUGAUCCUGGAAGAUGAUAUACGAUUUGAACCGUAUUUCCGUUUUAAGUUGCAAGCGAUAUUAGAAGAGUUGAGACGUCUAGGCAUUCCGUGGGAUUUAGUAUAUAUAGGUCGAAAACCGUUGGAAGAUAGCAAUGAAGUACCAGUAGAAAAUUCUAAAUAUUUAAUUUAUCCUGGAUAUUCUUAUUGGACUCUUGGAUAUUUAAUAAGUGGUCGAGGAGCAAAAAAAUUACUAGACGCUGAUCCACUUAAAAAACUAUUGCCUGUCGAUGAAUUUCUCCCUAUUAUGUUCAAUCAACAUCCACGAAACGAAUGGUUAAGUCAGUUUAUUGAACGAAAUUUGCUAGCCUUAUCAGCGUCGCCAUUAUUAAUUUACCCCAUACGGUAUACCUAUGACGAAGGAUAUGUAAGUGAUACUGAAGACUCAGUAGUAAUUACAACAAAAGACUACAUGGAACAAGAUAAUAUUAAAGUAGAUUUGUAAUGAACUUUAUAUUUUACUUCUCAAUUGUCAUAUAUUUUAUUUUUUAUUAGUUGAUCAAAAGUUUAUUGUUGUUUAUAUUAAUAAUUAUAUUCAUAUAUUAUUUGCAAUCUCAGUUUAUUACAAUUUAUCAUUAUAGUUGUUGUAAUAAUAUCUUAAAAAAAAGUCUUGCAUAAUAAUUAUUUUAUGGAGAAAUCUUAAUUUUAU